Ylistrum balloti is the source of this 1976-nucleotide messenger RNA. Its product is annotated as leukocyte receptor cluster member 9-like. The transcript has 3 exons. NCBI's taxonomy places the organism in Eukaryota, Metazoa, Mollusca, Bivalvia, Pectinida, Pectinidae. Gene Ontology annotation, molecular function: protein binding. The record is from RefSeq and is a predicted model, not a curated record. The coding region runs from base 177 to 1790 and encodes 537 amino acids.
AAGCUCGGGUAUAUAAACGUACGUAGUCCCAACAGGGUGUGAGAGGGGUCGGUAAAUCAAAAGACAAGAGGGCAAACGACCGAUCUGUCCGGACAUCUUCUUAGACUGUAGCAGAGACAACUCCAGAUAACCUGGAAUCUAGUUCAUUAGAGUCUUGUUCGGAGUCUUCAAAGAAUAUGGCGGCAGCCGGAAGUUCUUCUGAAACUACUGAGACAUCCCAGAAGGUGGAGGAAAACAGUGACGUCCAGCAGUUGGAAAUUAACACAGUGAAGCAAACUUUUACUGGUCAGUGUCGCGUGCUGACCAACAUAGGCGAACACCGACAUAUUGUAACUCUUGUGCCAAAGGACAAGGACCUUGUGAUUAAAUUCCAGCUGACAGCAAACUAUCCAAAUGACGCACCAGGGAUUUUGAUCAAAUCUGCAGUUUUGGAUGAAGAAGAGGUUACCUCCCUUCAGAAUCACCUUCAGGAGAGAGCGGAACAGAUGAAAGGAGCGGGGAUCAUACUGGUCCUUGCUGCUGAAGCUCAGACGUGGCUUGAAGAUCAGGGAAUCAUUAUAGAAGAAAGGAUUCAAGAAAACAAUUCAAAGAAAACAAAUAGGUAUAACACUAAAGGAAGUGGGGAAAAACAAAAACGGAAGAAACGCAAGGAACAGAUAGAAGAAAAAGAAACCGAAAACGUGAAAAAGGCAGCCAUGAAAACAGCAGAAGAUGUAAUUAAACGUAUACAAUGGGAUGGACAGCUGCCCCAGGACGAAUUUAUUGUUGGAUAUAUUGACAGGUUCACAGGAAUUCAGGAAAAGUACUUUGAUUCCUUCAGCUGGGAAGACAUUGCUUCUGUAGACUACACCGUACUAGCAAUUCCCAAACAUAGGAUUCAAUACUUCAAAUAUCGCGACAUAAAAAUCUGGGAUAAAAAUGACAGAUUGGACAACGUUUUCGGGUCUUUAGGAAGUAAAAUUACUGUUUAUGAUGUCAUUAAGCAAUGUAAAGAAGAGGAAAAGGCAGCGAAAACAAAUGCAGAUGGAAAGGAAGAUGUUGACGAUGAUGACGAUGAGGAGGAUGACGAUAGUGAUAGUGAUGAUGGUAUUACUGUUUCUCUUGGUGCCUCUGCAGACCCAACAGGAGAAGGAAAUAAUUUUGAAGACGAUAAUAUGUCGGAUGAUGAAGAAGGAUAUGAUAAAUAUUGGCGAGACAAAAUGAGGCCAAAUCACUUCGUAGCCUUGAGAAUUUCUAAUGAAGAUAUCAGAAAUACUGCAGAAGACAUACAAAAUAUCAUCCUUGAACAUGAGCCACAGUACCAUGAAUGUUGUAUUCCUCCUAACGCCCUCCAUAUCACUCUGUGCACCCUGGGACUCGACACACCAGAACAGGUUGCAAAUGCUGUCCGAGCCAUGAAAAAAAUUAAACCAGAGCUAGAGACUAUUGUUCCUAAAGAUAAACCGAUUGUGAUGAAAGGUAUCGAACAGUUCUUCAAUCGUGUCCUCUAUGCUAAAGUUGAAUGCCCUCCAGAAUUUUAUCAGUUUGUGGAACAUUUGAAAUUGUGUUUAAAGGAAGAAGGUAUAGAUAUCCGUGACAACCAUGACUUUGUUCCUCAUAUGACGGUGAUGAAAAUCACCCGUCCUGUUGCCAGGGCAACUGGUAAAAAGUACAUAUCACCGUGGUUGUACUCGGGUCAAGCUGAAGUGGACUUUGGAACACAGGUAGUGGACAAUGUCCAUCUGUGUGAAAUGGGAUUUGGUCGUCAGGACGACGGUUUUUACAUGACACCGGCAUCAAUUGAUUGGUAAAGAAACGUAUGGCAAAGGAUUCAAUAUGCACGUGUAAUAUUAAUGAAAAGUUAACAGAUGGAAGCCGGAAACCAUUUUUAUUAAAGUCCUUCGUCAAUGAUUACAGUUUCACAUCAGAAAAUGCCAUUUCCAGAUUAACAUUCUUAUUUUCAAUAUGACAACUUACCAAAGUUCUGUGAUAUCUAA